GCAUGCCGAGCGGCCGGAUGUGCCGCCAUCUUUAGGCCCCCUGCUUUCUCCGUUCCAGUAUUGACAAUAACAAGCUGCGGUCCUCGCCCGGCUGCCCUCCUUUCCCUCUCCGGGCCGUGAAAGAGGCGGGGGGCAAGCCAGCGAGAGCGGAAGAAGGGAGCUCGACCCCCUUCUCCCCGAGACCGGGCGAGAGAGAGAAGGGGGCGGCCCUAGGGCGAGAGAGACCGAGAGGACCCUUUCGCCCCUCUGCUCGCUGAGGAAGGGGCAGAGCUGCCGAGCGAGGCCUCCCAGAGUCGGGGGCGGGGUAGGGAAGAGGGACCCGCCCCGUUGGGACCGCCGGGGGUCCCUAACCGAGCGCGAGAGGGAAACUCACCCGAAAGGCGAAGGGGAGCCGGAUAAGCGCUUCCCUCCCCCUCGCGAGAGGGAAGACGGGGAGGAAGGUGGAACCGGCGGGGAAGGAGGCAUCGUCUGUCUCUUUGGACCCCGACCACGAGGCAGCGACCUUCCGUGACCAGCUCUGCGCCCGCCCCUCUCUGCGUGUCUGUCACACCAGGAGGAUUUGAUGCCCUUCAGCCUGCUCACCUCUGUGGUGUUCAUGUUUCCCACAGGUUUCUCUUCCCCCAACCCCCCAGCAGCAGCAGCAGCAGCUCAGGAGGUCAGACCUGCCACGGAUGGUAGCAGCAGCAGCUCCUCCUCUUCCUCCUCCACCAAGAAGAGAAAGCUAAAUAGUAAUAGCAACAGUAGUGAGAGAGAAGAAGUUGACUCCAUCUCCUCCUGUUCGUCCCUUCUUUCUAGAAACAGCAGUUCGUCCUUGCCUGCUCUCAUUAUCACCGCCUCCACUGCCUCCUGUUCCUCCUCAGGGGUUGCUUCUUCCAACCAUCACCUGCAGAAGAAGCUGCGUUUUGAGGACUCCUUGGAUUUUAUUGGACUUGAUGUGAAGAUGGCUGAAGAGUCUUCCUCUUCAUCCUCGUCAUCACCGGCUGCAUCUUCUCAGCAGCAGCAGCACCAGCAGCUCAAAAACAAAAGCCUCUUAAUCUCCUCAGUAGCUGUGGGACACCACGCAAAUGGCCUGACCAAAGCUGCCUCCUCCACUGUCUCCAGUUUUGCAAACAGUAAACCUGGGUCAGCCAAGAAGUUAGUGAUCAAGAACUUUAAAGAUAAACCCAAACUGCCUGAAAAUUAUACAGAUGAAACCUGGCAAAAACUGAAAGAAGCUGUGGAAGCUAUUCAGAACAGUACUUCAAUUAAAUACAACUUAGAAGAGCUUUACCAGGCUGUCGAAAAUCUUUGCUCCUACAAAAUUUCUGCAAAUUUGUACAAGCAAUUAAGGCAGAUUUGUGAAGACCAUAUCAAAGCACAGAUUCAUCAGUUCAGAGAGGAUUCGUUGGACAGUGUUCUUUUCCUCAAGAAAAUAGACAAAUGUUGGCAAGACCAUUGCAGACAAAUGAUAAUGAUUAGAAGUAUCUUUUUGUUCCUGGAUCGAACCUAUGUUCUUCAAAAUUCAAUGCUGCCAUCAAUUUGGGAUAUGGGGCUCGAAUUGUUUAGGACUCAUAUAAUUAGCGAUCAGAAAGUCCAGAACAAAACCAUUGAUGGAAUUCUUCUCUUGAUCGAGAGAGAAAGAAAUGGAGAGGCUAUUGACAGGAGUCUGCUCCGCAGCCUUCUAAGCAUGCUUUCAGAUUUACAAAUUUAUCAAGAUUCUUUUGAGCAUAGAUUCUUGGAAGAAACAAAUCGUCUAUAUGCUGCAGAAGGACAGAGGCUUAUGCAAGAAAGAGAGGUUCCAGAAUAUCUCCAUCAUGUCAAUAAACGCUUGGAGGAAGAGGCAGACAGGAUUAUAACUUACCUGGAUCAAAGCACUCAGAAACCACUAAUUGCCACUGUAGAAAAACAGUUGCUAGGUGAACAUUUAACAGCCAUUCUACAGAAAGGUUUAAACCAUCUGCUGGAUGAAAAUCGAAUUCAGGAUUUGUCACUACUCUAUCAGUUGUUCAGUAGGGUCAAAAAUGGCGUGCAGGCUCUCUUGCAGCAGUGGAUUGAAUACAUAAAGGCAUUUGGUAGCACCAUUGUCAUUAAUCCAGAAAAAGACAAAACCAUGGUCCAAGAGCUGCUAGAUUUUAAGGAUAAAGUAGAUCACAUCAUCGACAUCUGUUUUUUGAAAAAUGAGAAGUUUGUCAAUGCCAUGAAAGAAGCUUUUGAAACGUUCAUCAACAAAAGACCCAAUAAACCAGCUGAACUCAUAGCUAAAUAUGUGGACUCAAAACUUCGUGCAGGCAACAAAGAAGCUACUGAUGAGGAGCUUGAAAAAAUGCUGGAUAAAAUAAUGAUCAUAUUUAGAUUCAUCUAUGGAAAAGAUGUCUUUGAGGCCUUUUACAAAAAAGAUCUAGCAAAGCGACUAUUAGUAGGCAAAAGUGCAUCUGUAGAUGCUGAAAAAUCCAUGCUGUCAAAACUCAAACAUGAAUGUGGUGCUGCUUUCACCAGCAAACUUGAAGGAAUGUUUAAAGACAUGGAGCUCUCUAAAGAUAUUAUGAUACAAUUUAAGCAAUAUAUGCAAAAUCAGAAUGUACCUGGUAACAUUGAACUCACCGUGAAUAUCUUGACUAUGGGUUACUGGCCUACGUAUGUGCCUAUGGAGGUCCACCUGCCAUCAGAGAUGGUGAAGCUGCAGGAGAUAUUUAAGACUUUUUAUCUGGGAAAACACAGUGGCAGGAAACUUCAGUGGCAAUCCACAUUAGGACACUGUGUAUUGAAAGCUGAAUUCAAAGAGGGCAAGAAAGAGCUGCAGGUAUCUCUGUUCCAGACUUUAGUGCUACUUAUGUUUAACGAAGGUGAAGAAUUCAGUUUAGAAGAAAUAAAACAAGCUACUGGAAUAGAGGAUGGAGAGCUAAGACGGACCCUCCAGUCAUUAGCCUGCGGCAAGGCCCGAGUGCUGGCCAAAAGCCCCAAAGGCAAAGACGUGGAAGAUGGAGACAAAUUCACUUGCAAUGAUGACUUCAGGCAUAAACUCUUCCGGAUAAAAAUCAAUCAGAUCCAGAUGAAAGAAACGGUAGAAGAACAAGCAAGCACUACAGAGAGGGUCUUUCAGGAUCGCCAGUACCAAAUUGAUGCGGCAAUAGUGAGAAUCAUGAAGAUGCGCAAGACACUUACCCACAAUCUGCUUGUCUCUGAAGUAUACAACCAGCUGAAAUUCCCAGUAAAGCCUGCUGACCUUAAGAAGAGAAUAGAAUCGUUAAUUGACAGAGACUACAUGGAAAGAGACAAGGAGAACCCCAAUCAGUACAACUACAUUGCAUAAACACACAAUGAGCCUUUUUUCCUUUUCUGCACACUGAUGUUCUUGGUUACUGAUGGAUAAACGAGCCUGUUGAUCCCAUUAAAUUAACCUUUUUCUACUACCAAUGACUGAAUGAAAGCAACAUAAUGGGAUUGUGGGCGGGGGGAGAAAUAUAGUCGAGUGGUCUUUUUCAGUGGCUUUUACAUGCCCAUUUAAAGAGUAGUAUUUACAUUUUUACGAAGAAUGCUGUUGAACUCUUUGCAUGAUAUCUGGUAUGAACUGCAGAAAAUUGUAAGGAAGUAUCUGGUCUCUGUAAUUCCAUCCUUUCCUUCAGGCGAAAGGGACAGUCUCUCUUUAGUAGAUAGCCCUCAUCCCAUUUUGAAAGAAAAAGGAAAAAUAAAACGUGUAGCCUUUUUAUUAAAAAACAAAAGCCCAAGUUACAGCGUUUUAAAAAAUGCUUAAACUGCAUGCAAAUUUCUAACUACUAUCUAAAAUUAUUGGGUUUGUUUAUUGGGCCACAAAGCCUUGUGUGGAUUGGCGGUCUUCAAAAUCACAAAAGCCAGUCUCAUGUUCCUAAACAUAAUAAAUUGUUCUGUAGGUGUUAGAAAGAAAAGUACCUUCUCUAAGUUUGAGAAAACGUACCUAAAGUGCUUGGAUUUGUGCUGCAAAUAUUACUGUGAAAAGCUUAAGGGAAUUAGGCUGCUGAUGCUGCUUACUUCCUACAUCCUCAAAUGUAAGUACUUUUAAAAAUAAAACAAUUCAUUAAUUUUGGGGGGAGGGGGGAAUUUUAAGAAGCUCAUUUUUCAGGGAAGGAAACUCUUAAGCGACUGAAUGUAAGGCCGUAAUGGGAUUGCUGCUCUGGAUGGUUUUUCCUUCCCUCUCCACACAAAAUGAGAGGUUUUAUACUUCUCCCGAAUCGUAAAUGCUUUGUUAUUAGACCAAGAAUUGAACAGGUAUUUAUAAAAAGGCACUCUUGUUGGAUCAUAGCAUUACUUGAUGGCAGAGAAGAACCUGCACCCCUGUGCCCCCAUCAACUCCCACCCAUAUAGCCAGAGCCAGGAGGAGAGUCGUAGCCUAAUCAGUGUUU
This is a messenger RNA of Python bivittatus (Burmese python), 4355 nucleotides long. Lineage: Eukaryota; Metazoa; Chordata; Lepidosauria; Squamata; Pythonidae. The record is from RefSeq and is a predicted model, not a curated record.